AUGGGUCUUGGUCUGGUCAGUCGUCACAAUCGAAAAGAGCGCAAUGUAUUUCAGCAUACCUUGAAUGAUGACAAUCAUGUCCAGGGGAAUGACGGUCUAGCCGUCGGGCCCCUCUGCCCCGACCGGAACGAGAAUGUCCAGGGUCAGGGUCGUCAUAGCGGUCGCGUCGUGCGUAUGCUUGGCCGAUGCUUCCGUCGAUGA
This is a messenger RNA of Penicillium diatomitis, 201 nucleotides long. RefSeq lists its product as uncharacterized. NCBI's taxonomy places the organism in Eukaryota, Fungi, Ascomycota, Eurotiomycetes, Eurotiales, Aspergillaceae. The transcript has a single exon. Bases 1 to 201 code for a protein of 66 amino acids. The record is from RefSeq and is a predicted model, not a curated record.